Molecule: messenger RNA, 261 nt
Organism: Paramecium octaurelia
Lineage: Eukaryota; Ciliophora; Oligohymenophorea; Peniculida; Parameciidae
Source: the annotation of a GenBank genome assembly
AUGGGCAUAUGCUCUUCGAAAUCAUCAGAAAAAGAAUUACAAAAGGCUUUAUAUCUUCAAAGGUUAAGAGAAUUUAAAGCUAAAUUUAAAUAAAGCACUGCUGAGGUUAUUCAAUUCUCCUUAGAUUUUAAAAACGAUGAAGAAAAUGAUUUAUCUAAAGUGAAGUAUGUCAUCUCAGAAAAUCCAAUAGUAAAAAGAAGAAGCAAACCAUAAAAUGAAAUUUGUAAUGUUUCACUGACGGCUAAGGAAAAUGAAAAUUGA